CGCUGGGAUAUUGAAUGGUAUUGGUGUUCUGUGGUUAUUUGUGUGACAGUUUCAUGGGGUGGCUUCCUUGUUUUCUCUCUCAGUGAGUAAAACAAAAAUGGAUUCCGCUGAUACCUCAAUUGCGGAAGCCGGUGAUAAAAAACAUUUGGAGAAUGUAUUAUCUGAAGCGGAGAUUGCUAGUUUACCAGUUUCAAUCGCUGAAAAGAUCAACAUUUAUAUUGACCAAAAAUUUGAAGAAUACUUGACUUCGAAAGCGCUGCAUGAGACCAGCAAAUCACAAAUAGAUGAUAAAAUUGCUAAUACAGAAGCUACAAUUCUUGAAUUAACAGCAAAAUAUGAAGAUGCAACAAGAAAAUUACAAACAGCAGACGAUACAACUACGGAGCUGAAUAAACAAAUUGAAAUUCUAAAUAUUGAACUCGAGAAAGACCGAGAUAAAAUACAACGUUUAGAAAAUGAUAUUAUAUCUCUAAAGAGCUCACGAGAUGCGGCUGUUGAUGAAAGGAAUGACCUAACCCGAAUAUUACAAAGACGUGAUACUGAAAUUGAGAGACUAAUAGCGAAUGAGACAUCUCUGUCGCAACAGCUGUCUGCUGCUAUCGAUGCUAAAUGUGAGGCAUUGGCAUUGAAUGAUGAAAUUCAAAGCAAGGAACUUUCUCUUCAGUAUCGCGAAAAGAGAAUGGAACAAGAAAGAGUUCUGUUAAAUUCUCAAAUUGGUAGUUUAACAGAAGAAGUAAAUAGACUCACUUCCGAAUUACAAACACUGAGAUUAAAUAACACCAGCAGGUUAGUAAGUUUAGAAACGCAAUUAAUGGAAAAAAUUGAAGAAUUAAAUGCUGCUAAUGAUACAAUUUCUCAAUUGAAUGAAGUUAAAAAGAAUUUAAACAAUCGUGCGGAGACUCUUACGCAACGGUUAAUGGAACAGCGCGAAAUAGAAAAUAGGAUGACCGAAAAUUACAAAAAAGAACUUGAUGCUAAAACUAAACUUGCAGAUUUGUUUAAAACAAUGCAUGAUGAUGCUGAAGCGAAAACUAUAGAAAUGACUGAGGGUGUUGCAGAACUGCAGAAAUUGUUGAAUGAAGCUACUGAAAAAUAUGGUGAUCUGGAAACAAAAUACAAACAAGCUGAAAUAGACCAUGAGGAAUUAAUGGAAAAGAAAAAUGAAAUUAUAGGAUCCUUGAAGAAUGAAUUAGAUAACGCAAAUGAUUUAUUGAAAGCUGCUAAUGCUCAAAAUCUUGAUAUGGCUUUAAGCGACUUAGCUCCAUCUGCCGCUACAGCCAGUAAGCUUCUUAAAUCCGGAAUGUCCUUAACACAAAUUUAUUCACAGUUAGUAAAAGUAACUGAUGACUUAGCACAAGAAAAGGAAGAAAACAGGCGUCUUAAUAUUACUAUCAACACAAUUGUUCAAGAGUUAGAAGAAAAGGCACCUCUACUUCAGAAACAAAAAUCUGAAUAUGAAGAGGCUUUAGAGAGUAAUACCGCACUGUCCCAACAAAUAGACUCGUUAGUGAUUGAAUGUAAUAGACUACGAGAUGAUUACAGUGAAUCAGCCAAAAUAGCUAAUCAUUACAGUCGAGAGAAUGGGAAAUUAAAAGGGGAAUUAGCGGAUUUAGGACGGCAAGUUUGUUUCUUACUGAAGGAAAUUGAACAUAGUCGUGGUGCAUCUAUACCAAAUGGAGAUCAUGAUUUAUCUCAUGCAGCUUCCAAUACUACAAAUUCAUCUGAAUUAAGUUCAUCUCGUAUAAUUUCUAAGACAUUAGUUACUUUCACCGAUAUUCAAGAACUACAAGCAAAUAAUCAAAAAUUGUUAAGAAUGGUUCGUGAAUUGACAGAAAAACAAGAAGAAUUUGAGCGUCAUAAAGACCAGUUUGAAAGUGGAGAGAUGCAAAGUAAAAUAGAAUCGUUGAAGAAUCGAGUUACGGAGCUAACUGAAGCUCAAGAAAGACAAACAAAAAUGGUUAAUGGUCUCAUUAGGCAACGCGAUAUGUUCAAAAAGUUAUAUCAUGAUCUUAUGAAAGGUAAACGUCAUGAAUUGCCAUCCGUACUAGAUAUGGGUGACUUAGAAAAAGGAGAUUCAUUUACAGUGGAAUCAUCGCCUGAAAAGCAUCUAAAACCUGGAAAUAUAGAAUCGUCUAAUUUCGAAAUAAAAUAUAAAGAAACAGAAAAACACCUUGAAUUAUUAAAAGAAGAGUAUAAAACAUAUAAAGAAGAAAAAAUGACAAAUGAAAGAAUGCUAUUUGAGCAAAUUGAUAGUAUGAGGCAAGAAAUUGCAAAGCUUACUGCGGCAAAUAGCAAAUGUGCCUCUACUUCAGAGUAUAAUAAUGAACGUCUAAAAAUACUGCAAACUAAUAUAACAACUUAUAAAAAACAAAUAACUUCAUUAGAAGACAAGAACAAAGCUUACAACGCUACGAUUGCUAAACAUGAAGUUUCAUUACAACAUUUAAGAGACGAAGUUCUUAAUGCACAAAGUAAACUUGCUGCUGCAGAAAUUCAAGUGGAAAAUUUGAAGCUGGAAUGUAAAUUACUUAAGGAUGCUGAGUUACGACUUCAAACCGAGAAGGAAAUUUUAAAUAGGGAAAGACAAGGGCAGUCCAUAUUAUUAAAGAAUUUAGAAUUAAUAAAAGCUAGCUUGGAGCGUGUAGAAGCAGAAAAUCGUGCUAAAAUUGAAUCAAGACUUGAUGAAGCCACAAGGGAAUGUUCAGCUUUAAGAAGGAGACUGCAAGAAGAGCAAGAUAGAUUCAGAGAAUUAGCCGCGCAUUUAGAACGGCAGACGGAUACAGCCAAGCUACGCAUGCAAGAAGAAAAGGAUGCAGCUGACUUAAUGAGAAAAGAAGUAGCCGAGUUACGUCAAGAUUUACAUGACAAAAAUAAGGCUAAUGAAGAACUCGCUAAGAAAUUGAAAGUUGCACUUGCCCCUAAUACUGAUGGAUCCUUUGAUACUAUAAAGAAAAUAAAAGAAUUGGAUAACAAAUUAAGUGAUAGGGAUAAAGACAUUCUGUCUCUACAGGAACAAUUGAAAAUAACAAAAGAACAUAUAAAACAAUAUUGUGAUAUAUCAGAGGGCGCCGAAAAAGAAUUACGGAAUCUUAACAGUGAAUAUGAAAUAUAUAAACGCGAAUCUGAACAAAAAUUAAGUGACUACAUGCAAAAAUUACAACAUCUUGAAAAUAAAUGUUCGGAGUUAGAAGCAGAACUUUCUCUUCACGCCAUCGGAGAACAUUCCAAUAGUAACAAUACCCUUAAGAAUGAAUUAAUAAAUGUUAAAGAAGAAUUGAAGUUGGCGUUGACAAAUUUCGAUAAUUGUCGUUUAGAACUGGAAGCUGCUCGUGGAGAAAUUACAAAGCUAUCUGAAUCAGUCCAAAAUGCUGAAGAAAAGUAUACUCAUGAGAUGAUUUUACAUUCUAGUGACAUACAAACUUUGUCACAAGUUAAAGAAGAACUAUCAAAAGCACAAAAUCAAUUAAAUGAGUUAGUUGCUUUAAAGAAUAAUGCAGUGGAAAAGAUGGAAACUGAGAAACAAGCCUGGUCUGAAAGGCAGGUUAUAUUCAUCAAAGAAAAUGAACAGUUAACACAGCGUUUAAAAGACCUUAAUGAUCAAAAUACGUUGCUGCAUGAUCAGAUUCAAGCACUAGGUACUCAGUUAUCCGUUAGCCAUGCAUCUAAAUCACACUCUGAAAGUUUGAAUGAAUCUAAUACUAAUGAAUCUAUGAAUAUAUCUGUUAAUGAAGAUGACGGCAAGUCAUCGGAACAGUUAUUCCAAAUAUUGAAAUUCCUAAGAAAAGAAAAAGACAUUGCUAUGGCCAAAUUUGACAUUUUACAAGCUGAAACUAUGAGACUGAAAUCACAGUUAGAAAUUGCUGAAAAACAACUAGAUGAUACCAAACUUGCUUUGGCAUCUGAAAGAGAACGUUCUGAAGUUACCAUGGUAACAGUCAAUAAACAGUCUGAUAUUCUAAGAAAAGUGGAAACAUUGAAUGCCUUGACAGAUAGUAACAGAAUCUUAAGAGAAGAGCGUGAUGUUUUAUCUGUGCGCGUAGGUGAACUUAGUGCAUCAGUCAAAUUAAUGGAAGACCAACUAACGCCGUUACAAGAAAGAAUUUCUGAUGUGAUAUCUAAAAAUGAGACUUUACAGUCUGAAAAUGUUGCUUUAAAAGCAGAUUGUUCUCGAUGGAGAACAAGGGUAAAUGCCUUAGUAGAACGUGCCAAUAAAACUAGCCCAGAAGACUGGAAACGCCUUCAAAAUGAAAGAGAAACUUUAGCGAAAAUGCUAACAAAUGAAAAAGAAACUGUAAGAAAACUCAAUGAAGAAUUGGGCGCUAUAAAAGUGGAAAAGACAAAGCUAGAAGAGCAAUAUACUUUGUUGUCACGUCAGCAAAAUACACUUAUGGAAGAAAAUGCUAAACAAAGUGAAGAAUUGCAGAUUCUAAAAGAUGAUAUGGCGCGUUUAACCGAAGAAAUAUCGAAACAUAAAUCGGAACUUAAUUCUGCAAACGAAACUGUUGCAAAACUAAAUGAGGAAGUUUUGAAUAAAGAAACUGCAUUAACUGAUAUUAGAAAUAAAGAAAUGCAAAUAAGGAAGAUAGCAAAAAAAUAUAAAACUCAAUAUGAAGAAUUGGUCAGAAAUACUGAAGAAGAAAAAAAGAAGAUUGAAGGACAAGCUGCUGCCGCUGAUAGCGCCUUAGCUGAAAGCGCCAAAAAACUAGAAGAGCAAUUGAAUGACCUUCAAGUCCAAUUAGCAACUGAGAAAGCUAGUAAUGAAAAAUUACAGCAAGAACUGGAAUCUCUUAGAACAGCUAAUUUGGAUAAGGAGGAAAAAGCUAAGCAAGUAUUGAAACAGGCAAAAAGUAAAAUUGUCCAAUUAACAGAACUAAAAAAUUCCUUAAGUCGUGAGUUAGAUGAAUCACGCACUAAAAUUGGAGCUAUUGAACAAGUAGCACAAAGUACGCGUGACGAACAAGACGUCAGGUUGGCUCUGAUAAAGUCACAAUACGAGGGUCGUCUGACUAGGUUGGAAAAAGAGCGCGGCGAAGCUCAGACAGAGAAAUCAAGGGAAAUUGAAGCAUUAAUGCAGAAAGUUAAUAUCCUUCAAAGACAAUUGGCCAACCAAACAUCGGCGUCGAAACAGCAAGUGGCAACCGAGAAGACUACCACAGAUCCUCCUACAGCUAACAUAAAACCAAUGGCAGGUGUAGCCCAACAGAGCGUCUCAGGGAGCCGACGUGGUGGCGAGACACCGCUAGCGUCCAUUCGACCAAUGGCACAAGUGGGGCCUACAGCACCCCAUGAUGCGCACAGCACCGAAUACAUGCCAGCGUCUUCUUCGCGACCAUUACCACGCACUGCUCUGGCGGCCUCUGCGGGUUCUGCAGUUCCCUCCGCGUCAUCUGCAACUACCGCUCCACCUCCAGAAUCUACUCAGGAUAUGGAUACGAGUGAAGCAGGCAUGGGUAGUUCGGGUUCUAGUGACAAUAGUGCCCAACCUUCAUCACAUUCUCAAGCACCACAACAGGCCGUAGCAUUAGUAAUGCCCCGCAUAGAACAGCCGAGCGGGGCUAGUUCGGCGAGUGUGGGAGUGUCUGCUGCAAGCUCCGUCGUAGCACCGAGCAUCACGAGCGCUGCAUCUCCGGCCAACGCUGCGCCUUCACUAGCUGGAGCGUCGAGUGGUCCAGAGCGAGCACAGAGCUCGGCAGGUAGCGGUGCAGCGCUGGUGUCUGGCGGCGUGAGCACGUCGCAGCCGCCGCCCGACGCGCGCCCGCCCAAGCGUCGCCUGCAGCCUCGACCCGUUACCGCGAAGCGGACACGCGUCCAGGGCUUCGAAAGGUCUGUUGAAGUGGAAUAUCAAGUGCCCACGUCGUCCCGUUGCGACCAAGAUGAUGAAGGUGUCAUUGUUGUAGACUCCGAAGAAGAUGACGAAAGAUGUUCGGGCACUAUGUACAGAGAAGGUGAAGAAGAUGAAGAAGACAUGGAUGAGGAACAGGAAGUUGAAGGGGGAGAAGAAGAAGAAGAAGCAGAUGGAGAGGACGGUGAUAAUGCUGCCAACCAAGAGUCUCCGGUGCAGUCCCCGGAGGCGGGCGCGGAGGGCGAGGCGGGCGGCGCGGGGGCGGCGGGGGGCGCGGCCGCCGCAGACGACGCGCAGCCGCCCGCCGCGCACCAGCAGAUAGAGGCCAUCAGCAGCGGCACUGAGCCAAGCGGAGCACUGUCGUUAGGUGGCAAUGGCGGCGACGAUGGCGAUGACAGCAUAGUUCCAUCUACGCCUACACUUUACGUCCCGCGACGGAAUGAUGGGUUCGGCGAGGCGGUGGUGUCGCCGGUGGGCGCGGGCGGCGCGGCGGGCGCUGCGGGCGCGCGGUUCACGUUCGCGGAGGCGGCGGGCGCGGCGGGCGCGGCGGGCGCGGCGGGCGCGGGGGGCGCGGGGGGCGCGGGCGCGGGCGCGGCGGCGCACCACGACACGCACGCGGACCUCGCCGCCGCGCUCCCGCCCUCCGCGCACGCAGACCCACGUACAGAAGGAGUUGAAAGUCGGGACUGGGAAGAAUCUCGUGCUGAAGAAGAGACUACAGCGGUCAGUUCACAGGGAAGCGAGCCUUCUUCUCCUCAGCAUGGGAUAGCGUGGGAGGGUCGUGAAGCGGAGGCGAGCGCGCCGGCGGCGGCGCCCAGACGUACGCCCGCGCCCUCACCCGCGCCCGCUCCCGCUCCCGCGCCCGCCCCCGCGCCAGCGCCAGCCCCGCCCCAGCGCUGGAUGCGCGCCGCAGAUAGUGAAAGCGGUCCACGAGGUCGUGGAAUGCGAUCAAGAGGGCGUCCAUCACGAAGAAAUCAUAAUUAUCAUAUGAGGUAUUAAAUGCUCCCAUAAAUAAGUCAUUUUCCUGUUAUCGACUAUAAUAAUAAACGGUGUAUCGAAUAAAUAAAAAUAAAUGUACUAGAUUUAAUGGACCUAUGUGAUACGUUACAUACAUUUCUGCGUAAUUUAUAAUUAAUAUGUAAUUUUUUUUAUUGAAUUUAUAAGUUCUGCCAACUAAAUUUAAUUUGUAAUUUUUGUUUCUUUAGGAUUCAUUGCUUAAACUUUAUUGAUGUUUAAAGUAGUGAUGAUGAAUAAUAAUUUAAGUGGUCAUAUUUCAAUACCUGACUUGCAUAUUAUUGAUACCAUUAGUGUAGUUAUUAAUUAAUAAGAAAACUGAACUAAAUAUAAUUGAUUCAAUAACGUAUUUCAAAUUAUGUUCGUGCGGAUGUUACAUCAAUUUUCUGUAGGUAACUAUUAUGAUGGUACUACUUACAUUAUAUUUGUGCUCAUGUGUGUAAUAACUUAAUAAGUAAUACUUAUUCUCUGAACAUUUCAUUAUAUUUAAGAAAACAUUUCCAUACAUCUUUGUCUGAAUUGUUUAUGAAACAUAGAAAUAAACCAAAAUUGUCAACUU
Molecule: messenger RNA, 7415 nt
Organism: Achroia grisella
Lineage: Eukaryota; Metazoa; Arthropoda; Insecta; Lepidoptera; Pyralidae
Gene: Mgtor
Product: nucleoprotein TPR
Exons: 14
Coding region: 98-6841 (2247 amino acids)
Biological process (GO): mRNA export from nucleus; protein import into nucleus
Cellular component (GO): nuclear pore
Molecular function (GO): structural constituent of nuclear pore
Source: RefSeq, a predicted model, not a curated record